AUGAAUGCAUCGCAAUUGUGCGGUACGCUACAGUUCGUCAAACAUAGACAAACUGGUUGUGUAAGUAUGGGAAUGUGUCUCACCAUCAAACCAUCUCCUUCAUCGAAGAAUCUCGAAGACGGUCUGCAGGCGAGCAACGACUAUUGUCGUCUGGCAUUAUUCUCCGCUAGUCGUAUAGCUCACUUCAACCAUUAA
Molecule: messenger RNA, 195 nt
Organism: Alternaria burnsii
Lineage: Eukaryota; Fungi; Ascomycota; Dothideomycetes; Pleosporales; Pleosporaceae
Exons: 2
Coding region: 1-195 (64 amino acids)
Source: RefSeq, a predicted model, not a curated record